AUGAGUCAAACUGCGACUUGUGAAAUAAAGCUCGACGAACUGCCGUAUCUCGAGCAUGGCACUUCUUUGCUUUAUACCAAGAGCCUCUCUGCACAAACUCCAGAUGUGCUCACCGAUGGUCCUCAGGCAGAGUACUUUUCUGGGCUUACUCCAGGCAGUGCCAUGGGUGCCAUGGGCUCGGGGCAUACCUUGGUUAGCCCGGGGCAGAUUACGGAGCCAUUUGGGCUACGCAUAGGGAAUAUUCUGAUUGAGGACAAAGUUUUGUACUUGACCGGGGCAUGCAUGGGCAUCUUCUUGGCCAGCCUCAAUUUCACUGCGACGGGAGCUAAUCUGCCCUCAUUCCAAAAUCAUUACCAACUAUCCUAUGAAACAGUCUCGCUCGUGUUUCUUGCCGGUUUCGGAGGAUACUUAGUUUCAUGCGUGCUCAAUUCUGUUCUGCAGAGAGUGAUCGGGACAUGUAAUGUUUUAUUGAUGGCCGGUGCCUUGCAUGGUGGCGGUGCCCUGCUAAUAUCUUUCGCCCCGCCUUUCCCGGUUGUAAUUAUCGGGCUUACUCUCAUGGGUUUUGGAGGUGGCUUUUAUGAGGCAUGCCUUACCAGCGUGGUGUCGCAUUUUGAAGAUAGCCGAAUAAUGAACAUCGUAUAUGCGUUUGGUGGGCUCGGUGCACUUGUUUCACCGUUCAUCAUCGGAGGACUUGCUAAAACCAAUACUCCAUGGAAAUUUUACUAUUGGAUCCCAUUGGGCCUGACGGCACUAGUCGCUGUUUGUCACUUUAUGCUUUUUAGGAAGUAUGCGACGCCGCCCGAUCACGAGGAAGCACCAGAACACAAAAAUGUGCGAGCUAGGUUUAAGCUGGUAGUGCGUAUGCCAAUCACUUGGAUUGGGAUAAUUUUGAUGGUCCUCAGCUACGCAAUUGUGGAUGUGCUAAGCAACUGGUUAACAGCGUAUCUCAUUGAUGUCAAAGGUACCGGUCCUGACAUCUCUCGUUAUCAGCUGGCAAUGUUUUGGGCUGGCCUCACUGCUGGUAGAAUCUUCUUCUCAUUGCCUAUCAUUCAUUUUCGUGAGAGACUGGGAAAUGCCCUUUUGCUCACUUCUAUGUGCGGCGCAAUUGGUUUGCUAUGGGCGGUCAAUUCUGCCGCGUCCAACUGGGUUGCUGUUGCUAUCGCAGGAUUUUUCCUGGGCCCAAACACGCCUGGGAUAUUGUCUAUCGUAUCAACACGAGUUCCUCCGAGCCUAAAGGAAAUUGUGGUUUCUCUCACAAUUGGGUCAGCCCUUGUUGGUGGAACACUUGGAUCGUUGAUUUUUGGAUUGACCGUUGGAAAGGUCAGCCUAGGCCUGCGUUUACUUAGCCCUGUUAUUAUCGUCUUGGCUGGCUUAUCGGCUUUACUGUUCUGGGCUGUUCCUCCCCGCAGGAAAGUCGACUGA
Molecule: messenger RNA, 1422 nt
Organism: Rhizoctonia solani
Lineage: Eukaryota; Fungi; Basidiomycota; Agaricomycetes; Cantharellales; Ceratobasidiaceae
Product: major facilitator superfamily transporter
Exons: 14
Coding region: 1-1422 (473 amino acids)
Biological process (GO): transmembrane transport
Cellular component (GO): membrane
Molecular function (GO): transmembrane transporter activity
Source: RefSeq, a predicted model, not a curated record